This is a messenger RNA of Lethenteron reissneri (Far Eastern brook lamprey), 1303 nucleotides long. RefSeq lists its product as uncharacterized. The record is from RefSeq and is a predicted model, not a curated record. Gene Ontology annotation, cellular component: nucleus. NCBI's taxonomy places the organism in Eukaryota, Metazoa, Chordata, Hyperoartia, Petromyzontiformes, Petromyzontidae. Gene Ontology annotation, molecular function: RNA polymerase II cis-regulatory region sequence-specific DNA binding; DNA-binding transcription factor activity, RNA polymerase II-specific. Gene Ontology annotation, biological process: protein tetramerization; regulation of transcription by RNA polymerase II; apoptotic process.
GCGUUGCCUGCCGACAGCAGCGACCUGUUGUGAGCAUUGCGAGCCCCGCUGCCGUGAAGUUGCGGGGAAAGUAUCUGAAGUCGCGAAAGCUUCAAAUCUCCAAGAUAUCAAAAUGGACGAGCGGCGCAUGCAUCAGGACGAUGAGGAGCUGCAACAGCAGCAGCAGCAGUCUCCAAACAAUCGGAAGGCUCCUUCACGCACCAGGCAGAAUGCAGCUCAGUCUGUGCGACAGUAUCCUCCUGCCUUGGCAGAGGCAGCAACCCAGACUUGUCAGUCUCCACAGGCUCAGUCAGUUAAGCACACCCCACCAGUGCCUAAGGUGUCUUCUGGCAGCAGUCAGCGACCGAGUGGAGAGGCGGCUUCUGAUACGAACUCCCAAGGCUGCGUGAAAGUGGUGCACGACAUGCUGAUGACUGCAAGCAACUGUGGCAGCAAUUGGCCAUCCGACCAAGAAGACAUAUUUCGCCUCCUGGUGCAUGGGAGAGAACAUUUUGAAAUAUUAAAGAAAAUCAAGGAAAACCUGGAGCUGAUCCGAACGCUGCCCACGGAUGUCAAUGUGUUGCGCAACCUGCAGCAACAACAAUACGUGACGGAAUUGCGUGGCAGGCCGUUCAACCUCAGCCGACACGGCAGCGAGUGUUCACAGGAAGUCUUGACCGGCAGCCAGGGACCCUCCAGUGCCGGCGAAGGUUCCUCAUCAGGCGUUGCACAGGAUGUUGUGACGGGUGAAGCGAGUGGAUCCAAUGGUCCCCCACGGCCACCGGACGGAGACAACCCACCGGCCCGGCUUGGAACCCUGCCGGACAGCGGCAAGCCUGGCAACGCUCUUUACAACUUCCUGAAACAAAUCGACUGCUUGGAGUUUUUGGAGAAUUUCACUUCACGUGGAUUGUCGAGUGACUUGGAUGAACUGGGAGUCCCAGAAGCCAAAAAGCGACUGCUGCUGAGUGGAAUCGAAGAGCAUGGUGUGUCCACCACGAUCUCCAGCGAGACGACGCUGCAGCGCUCGUCCAGUGAGGAGACAGUCCACCUCAGCUCCGAGGACGACAACGAUGACGGCAUCGACACCAAGGACGGCAUCCGUGCCAAAGUGUUCUCAGCGCUGCGGCCCUCUGGCAGUCAUCUGUCCUCUGUCGGCAAUCGCCAGCGACCACCUCCGCUGCAGUCGCUCCAAGCUGCCCACCCCGACCCCCGCUCCACUGCCCCACGCUGGCCUGGCACGGCGCGAGUGUGCAGCACCAUCUCCUUCACCUGCAGCUGCGAGGAUCAAUCGGCAGCGUCGUCUUCCCCGCACCUCCUAUGA